Messenger RNA from Puma concolor (puma), 1656 nucleotides. RefSeq names its product Fc alpha and mu receptor (gene FCAMR). Gene Ontology annotation, molecular function: transmembrane signaling receptor activity. NCBI's taxonomy places the organism in Eukaryota, Metazoa, Chordata, Mammalia, Carnivora, Felidae. Gene Ontology annotation, cellular component: plasma membrane. The record is from RefSeq and is a predicted model, not a curated record.
AUGGAUAGAGAAGCCUCAGCUAAGCCCGGAGAAGGACAGUGUUUUUUGCAGGUCACCAAGCAGAGGGCAGGAUGGAAAUUGCCCAUCUUCCUCACGCUGUGCCUGUUGCAAGGUUCUGCUUUGACCCCUCCACAGAGAAGACCCCAUCUCAGAUGCCUGCGGACCGUCUCUCUGCCCUCUGCACCCCGCCUCUGGGCCAAGGAAACACUCACUCCUUUCUCACCCCUCUGCGGGAGAGGGAAGACAUCCAUCGCAGACGCAAACGCACUGAAGGGCCCGAGGCUGGUGUCUGGGGAGCCGGGGGGAACUGUCACCAUCCAGUGCCAUUAUGCCCCCUUGGCCAUCAACGUAUACGAGCGGAAGUACUGGUGCCGUCUCAGCCCCCUGACGUCGUUCUGCCACACCAUUGUGUCCACCACUGGCUAUGCUCAUCUUGGCUACCGUGGCCGCGUGACGUUUGCAGACUUCCCGCAGAGAGGCUUGUUUGUGGUGAGGCUGUCCCAGCUGUCCCCGGAUGAUGUGGGCCGCUACCGCUGUGGCAUUGGGAAGAGAAACGACAUGUUCUUCUUCAGCAUGAAUCUGAACGUCUCUGCAGGUCUUUCCAGCGCCGUCCCCCCACCCACUCUGGCUGCGGGUGAGCUCGUCGUGGCAUCCCUUGGAACGGCAACACCGGUGGCCAACAGAUGGACCCCAGCAACCUCCCGGAUGACAGAAAGACAAGGAACAGGAUUCCACAGAGUUGCUCUGACUCCAGGAACCAGGAAAACAACAGCUUCCGCUGAGGGCAGGCAGACCCCAGGAACAACUGGGGCAGCAGCUCUAGGGACAGGUAGUCGGGUAGAGAGUUCUGUCCGGACAACAGUCCCCAUUCCAGAGAGUUCGGCUUCAACCAUCGGAGAUAUGUCCAAUACGACAGAAGGUGUUUGGGUGUGGGACACCAACGGCUCGGUAGGGGAUUCGGGCAGGCCCAGCGAGGAAGGGAGGGAGAUAACAACUACUGAGGCCGAUAGGCCACAAGAAGAAGCAGAGAAGGUCAGAACAGCUCUGGAUGUAGUUGGGAAGGUCAUAGGGACCAUCAGGCCAACAACUCUGGUCUCAGAAAAACGGGUGCAGGAAAUCUUGCAAGAAGCAACAGCCAUUGCUAAGCCCCAAGCCCUGGGCUCCAUUGAAAGAACUACCCCAGCUGCAGGCGUGUGGACCCUGGGGCCCUCCAGCAUACAGGUGGCGUCUGAGGAGGGAGCUACCGCAGGGGACCUAGACACGCCUGCUGGAUACAGCGAUCCCCAAGCAACACCAAGCCAGGCCCCGGCAGCUGGGCCCAGGAGGCCCCUGGGCAAGGGGUAUUCCAUGAAGAGGGCUUCUCCAGGAGAGAAAAACAUCUCUCGGAUCCUGACUCCUGUCUCUACGGUGCUCUUCCCCCUCACGCUCGUGGCUCUCGUCCUGUUGCAAAGGAGGCUCCGGAUAAACAGGCCCUCUCAGGAGACAGAAGGGACAGCAGGGGUCACCUUGAUUCAGAUGACGCAUUUCCUGGAACUGAGCCUCCAGCCAGACCAGCUGCCCCACGUAGAGAGGAAGAUAUUCCGGGAUGAGUCUCCUCCUCAGGCCCGUCUGACUGUCCCCGAGAGGCACCCUGGCCCCCAAGGAAUGGAACAAUAA